UCGGAAUUUUAUGAUUUCGACGAAAACUACAAUGAUAGGGGGUCAAAUGGUUCGACAAGGAUAUAUAAGUCUUGGAGAGAGUUUAGAAACAAGCCAGGCCCCCUGGGACUGUUGAACCAUGGCGUGACCUGCUACAUGAAUUCCGCAGUGCAAGCCAUGUGUCAUAUUCCUGCUGUUCUGCAUUAUCUUGUCGAUGUUCACAACCACAAGUACAAGGACUCGAUUAGUCCAACUUCUGUCACGCAAAUUUUGGCCGACACUGUUGCCAAAAUGUACAAGCUGGAUAAUAAGGGCGAAAAGAAAGUGCGCACAAUCAAUCCUAAACGUCUCAUUAAACGGCUGGGGGACAUCAAUUGCAUGAUGUCGGAGUGGCAGCAAGAAGACUCCCACGAGUAUUUCAUGUCGCUUAUGUCUCGCUUACAAGAAGACUCGACUCCAAAAGGUGUCAAACUCAACCAAAGCAUAAUCUAUGACAUUUUUGGAGGGCUCCUUAGCCAAUCGGUCACCUGCAAAAACUGUGGCCAUAUAUCCACUACUGCUCAGGAGUUUUAUGACUUAUCUCUCGGGCUGGACAACGUGAAAAAGAGAAACAGUAGUUUGCUGGAUCCUCAACAGCUGUUUGAACUCAAGAACAAGAUAGAAGCCGCCAAAUCCAAAAGAAGGAGCCGUUCUCAAACGCCCGAAGCUUCAGAGUCACAAAAUUCAAGUUCUCAAUCGAUGGAAACCAACGACGGCGAAAAGUCGAACCAGUUUCCUGAACCGCCCCACUCACCGCCAACCUAUAAGUACUCCUUGGAGAACUCUAUCAGGGACUUUUUCUCUCCUGAACUCUUGAAGACCGACAAAAAGGACAAGUCGGGAUACACAUGCGAGAAUUGUAAGAAGACCACCAAUGCGAUCAAAAUUUCCACCAUUGAACGUGCUCCGGAGACGCUGACAGUCCAUCUCAAGCGAUUCCGUUUCAAUGGUUCCUCGUCAAUGAAAGUCAAAGCCAACGUGACGUAUCCUGAAACCUUGGACUUAUCAGAAUAUACAACAUCAAUGAAUUCUCCGACAAAAUACAAAUUGAGCUCGGUAAUAGUUCAUCAGGGACGCUCUGUGUCUUCUGGGCACUAUAUAGCCCAUUGCAGACAACCAGAUGGAUCUUGGGCUACAUAUGACGACGAGUUCAUCAAUAAGAUCAAAGCCAGGGAUGCGUUGAGCGAUGAGAGUGCGUAUGUUCUCUUUUACUCCAGACUCACUCACAAGUCGAUUGGAGACAGAAAGAGAAGGUCUCCUGCUAAGAACGAAAAAUCCAAAAAGAGAUUCAAGAGCGGGAAUUCUAGAUGAGUGAUUUCGCAUAUGUAUAUUACGAGAUCGAGUCGUGUUCGACCUCUUCAUGAUCGCUAUGUACAAAUAGUUCCAACAUUCACGGAACAAUGUGGACACCAAUGGAUUUUGCUGUUUCCACAACGCUCUUGCAAAUAUAUUGUAGAGGCACGUCUUUCAGCUGCUCGUCUUUUUGCUUGAUUUUGGCAAUUUCGUAAACGUGUUUGAGACUCAGCUUGAUAGGGGACUUUUUAAGUCCUGGUUGCCCUUUCUCUAUUCCAGCAGCUUGCAUAAGCAUCCACGCAGUAGUUGGAGUUUUGAUGUCGAACGUGAAAGACCGGUCCGGCCUGACAGUAACUUUCACAGGGAUCGGUAUUCCUGGUUGGAAAUGGGCCGUUCUUGCGUUGAACUCUUUGCAAAAAUCUAUAGCCUUGACACCCUUGGAACCAAGAGCUGGACCGACUGGUGGAGUUGGUGCGGCCUGGCCAG
Messenger RNA from Ogataea polymorpha, 1797 nucleotides. RefSeq lists its product as uncharacterized. Gene Ontology annotation, biological process: protein deubiquitination. The record is from RefSeq and is a predicted model, not a curated record. The transcript is spliced from 2 exons. Lineage: Eukaryota; Fungi; Ascomycota; Pichiomycetes; Pichiales; Pichiaceae. Gene Ontology annotation, molecular function: cysteine-type deubiquitinase activity. The coding region runs from base 136 to 1329 and encodes 397 amino acids.